CGCAGGAGCCAAUGAGAGCGCGCAGAAGCGCGACCCUGGGGCUGUGGCUCCUGGCGCGGCCUUUGAAAGGGAAACUGUCGCUGGGGAGCCAUGGUGAGGCCGGGAUCCUCCGCUGCCGACGCCGCGGCAGGCCUUAUCUAAAAGCCAGGAAUAAUUGCCCAAAUCCACCACCUUCUAAAUCUACCAUUAAACCCAAAAAGGAUGUUACCAACCGUGCUGUUUUGCCUGUCAAAGUUACAAGGCCCAUCAGCAUUAAACUCCAGUCCAGACCAGCUAAUGUCACAGCGUCCCAGAAGCCAAAGUCAGAGGCACCAAAACUUGUGGGCAAAAGUCUGACUUCAAGAGGGGUUUCUUCUAACCCAGACUGUAAACCUUCUAGCAAGAGUCACCAGCAGCAUGAAGCUGGAUCAUCCACUAAAGGGAAACUCUCAAGAAAACCCUUGAGGUCAUCUAAUGCACAGGGACCGAAAAUUACAAAGCAGCAAGCAACAGGUCAAACAAAUGCAAAAUGCACAGAUUCUAUGGGUAGCACCCAUGUUGAAAACAAAUCUUUGCGUGGCUUGCUUAAAGAGCUGAACAAAGAGAAUUUGCCUCAAACCUUAUCAGAACCUGAGAAGAAGCCAGAUCCUGUAUUAAGUACAAUAAGUAAGCCGAAGACUAACUCUUACAAUCAAACCAAGAGCAAAGUGACUCCUAAACAAGUCUUGGGCAAAAGGUUGGUGAAUAGUGCUAUUCUCAAAGAUAAGGUAAAUGAACAAUUUGUUAGAAAAACACAAGUAAGGACUCUACCAGUAAAGUUACAGCAACUCUCUAAAGGAGCAGAGCUUGCCAGACCAGAAAAACCCCCAAGGACAGUUCCGUCUCACUUCAUUCAGACCCUUAGUAGGACUCAAGCAUCAAAGAAACCGGUGGUCAAGAACAUAAAGGAUGUAAAGCUUAACACGGGUAAAUACGAACGACCACAAGAAACUAAGGUACAGUCAUACACUGUUACUAAAGAGAAAGUAAAACCUGCCAAACCCAGGACAUGCUCCAGUUCACUGCAGGGAGGACCUGACAACAGACAUCCAAACGUCAAGCAAGAUCAGAAGUCCACUCAACCUUGUUUUAGGCCCCAGACAUGUGUACUGCAAAAAUCAAAAUCCAUAAACCAGAGGCCUAAUUUGACAGCUGGCGGCUUGAGCUCAGUCUUUCCUGCCACUCCCAGCAUGAGGGCAAAUAGAACCAACAGCUUUCAACAAAGAGCACAGACUUUGGACCCCAAGUUGAAAAAGACUGUUCCCCAGAAGCAUUUCCUGAGCAAGACAGCUCCCAAAACUCAAGCUAGUGUCACAACCAGAAAUGGGAGAGGAGUCCCAGAUGGUACCCAAACUAAUCCAAAUAUUAAAAAGACAACAGCAGAGGAUCGAAGAAAACAGCUGGAAGAAUGGCAGAAAUCUAAGGGGAAAAUCUAUAAACGGCCUCCUAUGGAAUUUAAAACAAAAAGAAAAGCAAUAGAGGAAAUGAAUAUUUCAUUCUGGAAGAGCAUUGAGGAAGAAGAGGAAGAAAAAAGAGCACAGCUGGAACUGUCCAAUAAGAUUAGCAGCACUCUGACAGAAUGUCUGAGGCUCAUUGAGGAGGGUGCACUUUCUAAUGAAAUAUUUACCAUUUUGUCCAACAUUCCUGAGGCUGAAAAAUUUGCUAAAUUCUGGAUCUGCAAAGCAAAGCUAUUGGCAAGAAAAGGCACCUUUGAUGUUAUUGGGCUAUACGAAGAAGCCAUUAAAAAUGGAGCAAAACCAAUACAAGAGUUGCGGGAAGUUGUUCUUAAUAUUUUGCAAGAUCAAAACAGAGCUACAGAAGGAACUGCCUCUGACUCUGUAGCUCCUGCAGCUACCAUCAGAUCGAUGGAAGCGCUGGCCGCGAAGAUGGAAUCUGGAGAGCCCUGUCUCCCUCCAGAAGAGAGGGACCAGGUUCCAGCAACGCCCCAAAUAACCAAGGCAGGACAGGAUAAUCACCCUGGUAUCAAGUUACAGAUCUCUUCCAUCCCGAGAAUAAGCGGGAUGCCGGAAGUGCAAGACAUGAAGCUUAUCACUCCUGUGCGGCGUUCAGCGAGGAUCGAGCGGGCCGUGUCGCGCUACCCGGAAAUGCUGCAGGAGCACGAUUUGGUAGUGGCUUCUCUUUCCGAGCUAUUAGAAGUGGAAGAAACAGAAUGCUUUGUAUUCCGUAAAAACGAAGCCUUGCCUGUUACAUUAGGGUUUGAAACCCUUGAAUCAUAAUUUCUUAAUGCUUUUUUUAAAAAAAAAAAAAAAAAAAACUCUUCAGAGUCUCCAUCAGAACCCUUGUCCAGAUGACGUGAAAAAGUCAUGUAACAGUAAGACAUCAUGGACGCAGGUUAUGGACUUACGAAGGUUAUGGACUUACGCAGUCUUGGGACUUAGGAAGUAAUUCACUGGAUUUACUCUCCAAUUUUAUAUCCCCAUGGGAAAGUCUUCAGUUUAUGUUUAAGACUGUAGUUCGCUAUAGUUUUACAACAUAAGGAAAUUUCAAAGUAUUGAACAGAAUUUCCCCCACCACUGUGGAAGCAAUUUGCACUUUACUGAAAUACUUUAAUUUCACUGUAGUUAUUUUCCAUAUCUGAAGGUUGGUGCUGCAGCAGAAUGGACUUUCCUUUCGGCAUCCACCGUAGCAGAGGAGGCCAGGUCUUGUAGGCGGAAGAGUGGAGGUUUGAAACUAGCAUGCCAGGCUGGAAGGUCACACCCCUCAUGUUACAGCUGAGCUUAUGCUGGCUGUGCCUCCCUUCACUCAGAGAUCACAUGGGUGACCCCUGACUUCCGUCGCAGCAUCCCUGCCGACAAGGGGUAAUUCUUGUCCCUUCUGGCCCAGGUCUUCUGGAACAAAACAUGGCCCUACAUUGAGGUGGUCAUCUAGCUUUUUAUAUCCAAAUCUAAGUUUGCAUUUGUUGUUCAGAAACACUCAAGUUAAAACAAAAGAGGGUAAACAAGAAGGGUGGAAAGGGGGCAGUUACUUCUUCACGUCUAGUCUUUGCUCUGCCAGGGGACAGCUGGCCUGAGACGACAGUGUGAGCCCCAGAGACUGUGACACAUUUUGCUUUUUCUAAACUCUUGGGGAAACUGCACUUGGAAAGGUAAAAUCAGAAUCAUUAUGUAAAUAUAAUGUAUAGAAAAGCCUAGUUAAUACAUUUCAAAUUUCAGCUUAUUGUUUAAGUAUUAUCUUUAAAAAGAACAUUAAAUUGUUGUUCAUCCUU
Molecule: messenger RNA, 3244 nt
Organism: Chinchilla lanigera (long-tailed chinchilla)
Lineage: Eukaryota; Metazoa; Chordata; Mammalia; Rodentia; Chinchillidae
Gene: Ckap2l
Product: cytoskeleton associated protein 2-like
Cellular component (GO): centrosome; cytosol; mitotic spindle
Source: RefSeq, a predicted model, not a curated record